Molecule: messenger RNA, 3131 nt
Organism: Biomphalaria glabrata
Lineage: Eukaryota; Metazoa; Mollusca; Gastropoda; Planorbidae
Product: solute carrier organic anion transporter family member 1B3-like
Exons: 18
Coding region: 226-2682 (818 amino acids)
Biological process (GO): transmembrane transport; sodium-independent organic anion transport
Cellular component (GO): membrane
Source: RefSeq, a predicted model, not a curated record
AUACUGUGGUCUGUCAGUUAAUAGCGACCUAGUAUAACAGGUUGGUUCUCUCUCACUACCAAGCUGUACUAUCGACAAAUAUUUCAUUAAGUGAUAUGUACAUCUAACAUUCUAUUGGAGGCCGUUGUAACUCAGAGUAAGCCUUGGAUGAAAGUAUAUACGUGAACUUUGUAAAGAGAUUAGUUGCAUUCAGUUUAUUAAGCGACAUCCAAGUGGACAAUCACCAUGACUCUAUCGGAAAUGAAAGCAUCUUCGGAGGAAAAUAUUGUCCAUAAAAACUCUCAGAAUGCAGGACCCGAAGAUGGUGGAGCUGACACUGGAGUUGUAACUAAUCAUGGCCAUGUUGCAACAAAUGAGAGUCCCAAAGAUUUGCAAGCUUCGGAUGAAGACACAAAUUCAAACCAGGACUCAGGCAGCGACGUUGACGAGGCAGACGACACAGUGGACUUGUCUUGUGGCAUCUGGAAAUUCCGAACUACUAUUUUGGGAACAUGGUUUACAAACCUCUAUUCAUUCUCCAUCAUUGUUGGGCUGUCCAGCAUGUUUGCAUUCAUGUCCAGGAGAAUCGUUUCUGUCCAGUUGGAGUCCUUGGAGAAACAGUUCAAUAUCAACAACACUUAUGCAGGACUUUUUGAGACUACUUCAAAAAUUGGGCUAAUCGCUACAAUCUUGUUCUCUGGUCACUUCACUCGAAAAGUUCACAUUCCUGUGAUUGUUGGAAUCUCUGGCAUUAUCCAAGGGCUUCUUCUCAUCGCUCCGGCUGUUCUACAGUUUGUUGAUCCGUACACGCUUCCGGUUUUGACUUACGGAAAUCAAAGUAACGGUUCCCACGAAAGUGACAAGUACAUGUGUGGUGCCACAAUUAUAAAUGAGACCACAAAUGGCACAACCUUAUCACCCAACACCAACAAAUCAGAAGACAUAAGUCAAACUGCGCUGAUUCUGGUGCUGGUGGUGUUAACUUUAAAGGGCGUCACGGAGUCCUUCCAUACCCACUACCUCCCCACGGUCUACGUGGACGACAACAUGCUGGACAAAACAAAGAUGUCCUUUUUUUUAGGCAUUCGUUUCUUUAUCGAUGGUUUGUCUGGACCUCUUGGUACAGAGAUCAAUGGCAUUAUAACAGAAGUACCCAUUGACCUGAAAAAAACAGACAUGGAUCCAAAAGAUGGCAGAUUUGUCGCAGCCUGGUGGUUGGCUUUCUUAGUGUGUGGAGCCGGCCUUGUUGUAACGUCCUUUCCACUGCUGUUGUUUCCGAAAACCUUGGUUUCUGAAAAGCAACGACUCCGAGCGCUGAGAAGAGCUAAGGUGGUUUACGCUGGAGGUGUCGCAGAGGAAAACGAACAGAAACCAAGAACUGCCGAGAGAAAGGUGUCAGUACCUCGAAUAGUGCUAGAGGAAGAGGGCCAGGGAAGCAAAGACUUGAGUGACCAUACUGACGGUAUUAAUGGUCAUCCUAAGCACAUGUACGAGCGAAAAGGUUCAGUAGCAUCUGUGAAUGUACCAAUGGCCAGAAAAUUAAGCUUAUUUCCGCCCCUGGAAGGCCCGACCGAGAGAAAAGUCAGCCUAAGCGGGGACAUUGUUUUUGACCAACCGGUCAAAUCAAAGCCUGCUAAUAAACCAAAUGAAAGCGCAUUUAAAGAACUUAUUAAAGAUUUACCCAAGUCCUUCUUACGUUUAAUGAAGACACCAAUGUUCGUAUUGUCCAUCAUCGACAUCUGCGCCAUUUCUAUCCCCCUCUCCGGCAUGUACAUGUUUCGGAAUGUCUACAUGACCAUGGAAUACAACGUAGCGAUGUCUGAAGUAGCACUGGCUACAAGUGUGACGUCAGCUAUCGGGUCAAUGACCGGCUCAGUCAUAGCCUCGUGGCUGUGCACCAAGGCCAACAGUAAACUGGCCUUACAGUGGAUCAUCAUGGGGACCUACUUUGUCCAGCUGGCGGUCAAUCCUUUGUUCUUGAUCUUUGGCUGUGACAACAAAUCUGUUUACGGAGCCAGUGGAUCAAUUGGCCUCCCCAUCAACCUGACAGCCGGCUGUGACUGCACCUACAGCAAACAGCUUCUUUCCUGCGGAGAUGACGGCAACAACUACCUGUCUCCAUGUCACGCUGGAUGUACAGGUGUCAAUGGCAAGAUAUUCACAGACUGCCUAGGACUAGUAAACACUUCCUUCGGGACUACAGUGACACCUGGUGUGUGUUCGUCUGAGUGUCAUACGAACUUUUUAAUCUAUGCCAUACUUCAUGGAGUCCAGUACAUGGUAGAAGGGGGAACCAUGAUACCCAGAUGGCUACUUAUAUUAAGAGUUGUCGAACCCCAAGACCGAGGAUUUGCCACAAGUUUCUAUAUCUUCUUCUAUAACAUCAUGAGUAUACCAUCCUCCAACGUGUUUGGUAAAUUCAUAGAUAAUGCCUGCUUCAUAUGGGACGGUCAGCUGUGUAACCUGUACAAUCGUGAUACUAUCAGGUAUUUAAUGUCCGGUCUUGACGUCGGCGUGAACCUCCUGUCCGUAGUGACCAAUUUUCCAAUGAUCAUUAUCUUGUGGCUGGAGUUGAGGAAGACGAGGAGAGAAACGAAAAAGGAGAAGGACGAUGAUAAGGACGACAAGAAAGACAAGGAAAAGGCAAUCACAGAUGAAGCCAAGGACAAUACAAAGCCAGAAACAGAGAUUUACCAAUUUUGAGAUGAAUAUGUUGUAAACAAAUGAAUUAUUAAAAAUACAAGCAAAAACUAGUACAAUGACGGUUGCUGACUUUUAGAGCAAUUAUGUGGUAAAAAGAAUGAUACAAAUUCUAAGAAAGUAAUUUUGUUUUCAAUGGCAUGAACCACCGGUUGUUUGUUUACAUUAAAACUCAUGACCACUUUCUUGGCUAUUCUUAAUUGUACCACAUAUUCCACAUCUCACUGACCAUUUUAAAAAAAUUUCAAUGACUAUUUUUCCACAUAAUAUAUGACUUGAUAUUCUAGGAUGCAAAUUUCUACAAUAGCUAUUCGUUACGCAUUGUAAGAUUCAAUGUAUUUACCCAUUUAAUACCCUAUUAAGACUGCUAUUAUAUAUAAUAUUUAUUGAACUUUGUAUUGCAUGUAACAUACAAUUUGGAAGUGCUGUUUUAUUAAAAGAUAUAUAUUACA